This is a messenger RNA of Nicotiana attenuata, 790 nucleotides long. Its product is annotated as 40S ribosomal protein S13. NCBI's taxonomy places the organism in Eukaryota, Viridiplantae, Streptophyta, Magnoliopsida, Solanales, Solanaceae. Gene Ontology annotation, molecular function: structural constituent of ribosome; small ribosomal subunit rRNA binding. The record is from RefSeq and is a predicted model, not a curated record. Gene Ontology annotation, cellular component: nucleolus; cytosolic small ribosomal subunit; ribosome. The transcript has 5 exons. The coding region runs from base 89 to 544 and encodes 151 amino acids. Gene Ontology annotation, biological process: translation.
GCAGCCUAUAAAGUUACCCGCAAAUAACCAUUUUAGGGUUUUAUUGCUGUAGCCACCCCAGAAUCCCAGAACACCGCCGACAGCCGCCAUGGGUCGUAUGCACAGUCGAGGCAAGGGUAUUUCAGCUUCAGCACUUCCGUACAAGAGAACUCCUCCAAGUUGGUUGAAAAUCUCCGCUCCUGAUGUUGAGGAUAAUAUAUGCAAGUUUGCCAAAAAGGGUUUGACACCUUCUCAAAUUGGUGUUAUUCUUCGUGAUUCUCAUGGGAUUGCUCAAGUGAAGAGUGUAACUGGUAGCAAGAUUCUCAGAAUUUUGAAGGCUCAUGGUCUGGCUCCUGAGAUUCCCGAGGAUCUCUAUCACCUUAUUAAGAAGGCUGUUGCUAUCCGGAAGCAUCUUGAGAGAAACAGGAAAGACAAGGAUUCCAAGUUUAGGUUGAUUCUUGUUGAGAGCAGGAUUCACCGACUUGCUCGUUACUAUAAGAAAACAAAGAAGCUUCCACCAGUCUGGAAGUAUGAAUCUACCACCGCAAGUACUCUUGUAGCAUAGAGAAGGUUCUGGCAUUGGAAAUGCAGCUUUUGCAGCCGAAAUCUGCCUCCAAAUUUCAAGAUUAAGUUUGGAACUGCCAGGGUGUUUAGCGAGAAAAGUUUUUGUCAAGAUGUUUGCGCUGAUAUAGUUUUCUGUUUUAAGUUGGUCUUCUGUACGCUUUUCUUUCAUUAAAUGUUUGUGAUAUAUUUAAGUCUUAGCGGCUUUUAUUUAAUCCUGAUCUUACCAAAGUUUUCAAAUUGCUAGAUA